UUAUACCGAACAUGCGAAGCAAUUUCAGCCUCAGCCACUUCAGCGUCCUCAGAUGAUGAGGACCCUUUAACUGUUGUUAAGGAGAAACGAUUGAAUAGACUAAAAAGAAUAUUGCCUCAAUCUUCUGAUAAAUUGGGAAGUUGUGUUGAUAAAUUACUUUCUCAUCUUCCUGAACGAUGGCGAAAUUGGGUUGUACGAGGGAUUUUAUCGGUUAGUUUCUAAUAAUUAAAAUUUUUCCUCUUUUCUUGUAGUUGUCACAGUAGAUAGGAAAUCUGAAAAAACCUUGACCAGAGUUUUAAAUCCAUAGUUAAGGCUUUUUCACGCCUUCCUUUUAGAUUCAGAUCAUUCUUGGCAAGCACCAAGCAGGAGAUAUUUCCCUUCUGGCCCAAUAGCCAAGAAUCUGGCUAUUGCCUGAUACUUGGCUCAGGUCAGGGCAGUUUGAGAGAGUUUAUCAGACUUCAGAAUCCACAUAUUUCUUUCUGAAACUUUUUAGAGGAAUUUUCUCUUUAAAGCCUCUUUAGAGGAAUUUUCUCUUUAAAGCCUUUUUUCAAGAUUAAAAUUUCAACUUUUUUAAUUUUUUUCAGCUUGUAAUGAUUGGAAUGUUUUAUUUUAUUGUCAAAAGAGGAGUUACUUGUCUCAUGGCAUUGGUUUUCCUUUUACAAUUAAAAUGUUUCUCAGAAAUUAUCAAUAUUGGAUUAGCCGUUUACAGACUUUAUGAUUUGCCGUGGUUUAGAGCACUUUCGUGGUAUUUUUUGUUGACUAGCGAUUAUUUCUUUUUUGGAGAAAGUCUAAUUGAUUAUUGGGGACUUGUAUUACUCAAAGAUAGAUUUCUUUUUGCAUUAAUUGUUCAUCAUCGACUAAUAAGUUUUGUUUUGUAUUGCUUUGGAUUUAUUUGGUUUGUUCUCUCGUUACAAAAAGGAUUUUAUUUGAGACAAUUUUCAUUGUUUGCUUGGACGCAUGUUACUUUAUUAAUAAUUGUUAGCCAGUCAUUUUUAAUAAUCCAAAAUUUGUUUCAAGGAUUAAUUUGGUUCCUAGUCCCCGUCUCAAUGAUUAUUUGCUGUGAUAUAAUGAGUUAUAUGUUUGGAUUUUUCUUUGGCAAAACUCCAUUAAUCAAAAUUUCACCAAAGAAAACUUGGGAAGGAUUUAUUGGUGGUGCUUUUAGUACAAUACUUUUUGGACUUGUGCUUUCCCACUUUAUGAUGGAAAAUCCAUUGUUUGUCUGCCCAGUAGAGUCUUACUAUCAAGACAAUUUAAAUUGCACAAUUCCACUAUCAUUUCAAUACAGAGAAUUCGAAGCUCCUCGUCCCUUCUCUUUUCUGUUUCGAAUAUUUCGUCAACAACCAAUUGUUAGAUUUAAACCUUUUCUUUUCCAUUCGGUGGUAAUGGCUCUUUUUGCUUCCUUAAUUGGACCAUUUGGAGGAUUUUUUGCUAGUGGAUUUAAAAGGGCUUUUAAAAUAAAGGAUUUUGGCGACAUAAUCCCCGGUCAUGGCGGUUUAAUGGACAGAUUUGAUUGCCAAUUACUUAUGGGAACAUUUGUGAAUGUUUAUAUAUCUUCUUUUAUUAGAUCCCCAAACCCUCACAAAAUUGUCCAACAAAUUUUGUGGCUAACAAAUGAUGAACAAUUGGCAGUUUAUAAUUCCCUACAAGAGCAGCUAAUAUCAAGUGGACUAAUUCCUCCAAGUUAAAUAAAUUUUUUGUUUAAAUAAAUUGGGUAGCACCCCGAGCCUUCGGGGGUUUGGGCCGGGGUUUUUGCCAAAAAAAUUCGUCUGGGGACGGGUCGGUGUUUUGCCCGCAUGGGGCCUUCGCGGAUCGGAUCAGGGUUUUUGUCAAAAAAAUUCGUCGAGGGACAGGGUGCUACCCUAUUUAUAAAAAUAUUUAACCAAGUCGCAAAUGAUCCUCCUCUCUUUGUAAAAAAUUUUUUUAAAAGUAAUCUAAUUAAUUUUUGAAGUCCCGUGAAUACUAAAAAUAUUUU
Meloidogyne enterolobii is the source of this 1972-nucleotide messenger RNA. Lineage: Eukaryota; Metazoa; Nematoda; Chromadorea; Rhabditida; Meloidogynidae. The record is from the annotation of a GenBank genome assembly.